Molecule: messenger RNA, 2063 nt
Organism: Ochotona princeps (American pika)
Lineage: Eukaryota; Metazoa; Chordata; Mammalia; Lagomorpha; Ochotonidae
Gene: RABEP2
Product: rabaptin, RAB GTPase binding effector protein 2
Exons: 13
Coding region: 110-1831 (573 amino acids)
Biological process (GO): endocytosis
Cellular component (GO): intracellular membrane-bounded organelle
Molecular function (GO): growth factor activity; GTPase activator activity
Source: RefSeq, a predicted model, not a curated record
CCGGGGCCGGUCCGGAAACAGCCGAGCGGAUCCGGAAACAGCCGAGCGGACCCGGAAGCGGGGAGUCGAUCACUAAGGAGUGCGGGAAUCCGCCGUUUGCGCCGAGGCGAUGGCAGCGGCUGCGCCGGCGGCCGCGGGAGAGGACGGGCGGCAGCGGCGGCGGCCGGGGGCCGCGCUGGACCCCCAGUCCCUGGACGGGCCGGAGGUGGAGACCGACUCAGGUGAGCUGGGCCGGCUUCGGGCUGAGCUGGCCGGCGCCCUGGCUGAAAUGGAGACCAUGAAGGCCGUGGCAGAGGUGAGCGAGAGCACGAAGGCUGAAGCCGUGGCUGCGGUGCAGCGGCAGUGCCAAGAGGAGGUGGCGUCGCUGCAGGCCAUUCUGAAAGACUCCAUCAGCAGCUACGAGGCGCAGAUUGCGGUGCUAAAGCAGGAGAGGCAGCAGCAGCAGCAGGACUGCGAGGAGAAGGAGCGGGAGGUGAGCCGCCUGAAGCACCUGCUGUCCCGGACGCACCCACUGGAUUCGCUGGAGAAGCAGAUGGAGAAGGCGCACGAGGACUCGGAGAAGCUGCGGGAGAUCGUGCUGCCCAUGGAGCAGGAGAUCGCAGAGCUCAAAGCCAAGCUGCUGAGGGCUGAGGAGCUGAUUCAGGAAAUCCAGAGACGGCCUCAGCCACCGCCUCCCCUGCCUGGCUCCGCAGACCUGCUGCUGCGGUCAUGCCUGUCCCGAGACCCGUCCCCGCCCCUGGAGGCCCCAGAGGAACUGAGCGGGGACGCAGGCCCAGCGGCCGAGGCCUUUGCCCACAAUUGUGAUGACAGCGCUUCCAUCUCCUCAUUUGCCCUGGGCAGUGGCGCCAGCACUAGCUGCUCGCCACCGCGCAGCCAUCAGGGCCUGAGCCCAGAGCAGGAGGAAACGGCGUCACUGGUGUCCACGGGCACCCUGGUGCCCGAGGGAAUCUACCUGCCCCCUCCUGGUUACCAGCUCGUCCCAGACAGCCAGUGGGAGCAGCUGCAGGCGGAGGGGCGGCAGCUGCACAAGGACCUGGAGUCCGUCCGCCGAGAACGGGAUGAGCUGCAGGAGGGCCUACGGCGGAGCAACGAAGACUGCGCCCAACAGAUGCAGGUGCUCUUGGCCCAGGUCCAGAACUCGGAGCAACUGCUGCGCACCCUGCAGGAGACUGUGAGCCAGGCCCAGGAGCGGGUGCAGAUGCAGAUGGCAGAGCUGGCCUCCUCCCACAAGUGCCUAAGCCACGAGGUCAAGCGGCUGAAUGAGGAGAACCGGGGACUUCGGGCUGAGCAGCCCCUGCCUGCGGCACCCCAGGGCCUCCUGGGGCAGGACGAGGGUGGUGAGGAGGAGGCGCUGCCCAGCUCGGUGCAGGAGCUGCAGCAGUUGGUGCAACACACACGUCAGGAGGCGCGGGCCCGGCAGCGGGCCCGGGAGCACGAGGCUGAGCGCCUGCGCAUUGAGAUCGUGACACUGCGGGAGGCGCUGGAGGAGCAGACGGCGGCCAGGGCCAGCCUCGAGGGGCAGCUGAGGGUGCAGCGGGAGGAGACAGAGGUAUUAGAGGCCUCCCUCUGCAGCCUGAGGACGGAGAUGGAGCGGGUCCAGCAGGAGCAGGGCAAGGCACAGCUCACAGACCUGUCAGAACAGAGGGCCAAGGUGCUGCGGCUGCAGGCCGAGCUGGAGACCAGCGAGCAGGUGCAGAGGGAUUUCGUGCGACUGUCCCAGGCUCUGCAGGUGCGCCUGGAACAGAUCCGCCAGGCGGAGAGCCUGCAGCAGGUGCGCAGCAUCCUGGAUGAGGCCCCCCUGCGGGAUGUCAGGGACAUCAAGGACACUUGAGGGACCAGGCGAGAACCCCUCUGCAGAGGAUGGCCCUUGUUCAGCGCAGAACUGGCUGCUGCUGGGGCCCUGGGCUCUCAGGAUGGGGGCCUUGUCCUCUCUGAGCCUGGGGUUGAGGUGCCAGGGCUGUGGGUAGUCCGGACCUCCUCCACUAAGGGACUUCAUGGGUUGGUGUAGGGAAGGGUAGACCCUAAGCCCCUCCCAGAAGCCAAGUACAGGUCCUGCCUGCCAU